AUGCCAGCUAUAAAUCAACACUUGUUUGCCUCUGCUUUCUGCAAUGUACUUCCAUUCCCAGCAGUGAGAGAAGCAGUGAGGAAGGAGAACCAGACUAUUGUAUAUGAUUUCUACCUUCUGGGUCUCCCAAUCCAACCCAGAGCAGCAGGAUGUGUUCUUCACCUGUUCCUGGGAAUGUACCUGACCACAGUGCUGGGGAACCUGCUCAUUAGGCUAGACUCUCACCGCCACCCCCCCAUGUACUUCUUCCUCAGCCACUUGGCUUUCACUGACAUUUCCUUUUCAUCUGUCACUGUCCCAAAGAUGCUGAGGAGCAUGCAAACACAGGAUCAAUCCAUCCCCUAUGCAGAAUGUAUAACACAGAUGUACUUUUUCAUAUUUUUCACUGAUCUGGACAAUUUUCUUCUCACUUUGAUGGCAUAUGACUGGCAUGUCGCCAUUUGUCACCCUUUCCACUACAUCACCAUCAUGAAAGAGGAGCUGUGUACCGUUCUAGUAGUCAUGUCUUAGAUCCUGUCCUGUACCAGUGCCCUGUCCCAUACCCUUCUUCUGGCCCGGCUGUUCUUUUGUGCUGACAACACCAUCCCUCAUUUCUUCUGCCUACUCAAUCUCUCAUGUUCAGACACUUCCCUUAAUGAGUUGAUCAUUUUCACAGUGGGAUUGGCCAUCAUUACUCUGCCACUAAUAAGCAUUUUGAUUUCUUAUGGUCACAUUGGGGGCACAAUCUUGAAAAUUCCAUCUGCCAAAGGGAUCUACAAAGCCUUGUCUACCUUUGGUUCCCACCUCUCUGUGGUGUCUCUGUAUUAUGGCACAAUUAUUGGACUUUAUUUUAUCCCCUCAUCCAGCAAUUCCAGUGACAAGGACAUUGUUGCUUCUGUGAUGUACACAGUGGUCACCCCAUUGCUAAACCCCUUCAUUUAUAGCCUAAGGAACAGAGACAUAAAGGGAGCCCUGGAAAAACUCUUUAACAAGGCAAAAAGAACACCAUUAUGA
Castor canadensis (American beaver) is the source of this 993-nucleotide messenger RNA. Lineage: Eukaryota; Metazoa; Chordata; Mammalia; Rodentia; Castoridae. The record is from RefSeq and is a predicted model, not a curated record.